This is a messenger RNA of Prosopis cineraria, 3590 nucleotides long. Its product is annotated as pentatricopeptide repeat-containing protein At4g30700-like. The record is from RefSeq and is a predicted model, not a curated record. Gene Ontology annotation, molecular function: zinc ion binding; protein binding; RNA binding. Lineage: Eukaryota; Viridiplantae; Streptophyta; Magnoliopsida; Fabales; Fabaceae. Gene Ontology annotation, biological process: RNA modification.
UGCUUGGUGGUCGUCCUCGUCAACAGUCAAGUUCGAAACAGAAAUGUCAACAAUCAAACACCUGAACUACAAAUGCAAAUGAUUUACCGAGACGUUUGCUCGCUGAGCGCGCCAGGUAGUCGGAACUUCUUCCUCAGUCUCGUGAACAAAGCUUCCACUCUCUCUCAGCUCGCUCAAACCCACGCCCAAAUCAUCAUCAAUGGCCUGCAGUACGACCUCGCAACCGUCACCAAACUCACCCAAAAGCUCUUCGACUUUCGCGCCAUUCGCCAAGCUCGUCAUCUCUUCUUCACCAUGCCAAAUCCUGAUAUUUUCCUCUUCAAUGUCCUCAUUAGAGGGUUCUCCACCAAUGCAUCGCCUUCGUCCUCCAUUUCUUUGUACGCCGAUAUGAGGAGAAACACUCACCUUAGGCCUGACAACUUCACCUAUUCGUUUGCUAUAAUGGCCGCUUCUGGGUUUCCCGAUGAGAAGUAUGGAAUGUUGUUACAUGCUCAGUCGAUUGUUGAUGGGUCGGGCUCCGAAUUGUUUGUUGGGUCCUCCGUUGUUGAUUUGUAUUUUAAGUUUUCACGUGUUGAGUUAGCAAGGAAGGUGUUCGAUAGAAUGCCCGAACGAGAUACUGUUUUGUGGAACACUGUGAUUACUGGGUUAGUGAGGAAUUGUUGUUAUGGUGAUUCGAUUGAGCUUUUUGGGGAUAUGGUUGCAGAAGGGGUGCAAUUGGAUUCAACGACAUUGGCAACUGUGCUUCCUGCCGCAGCAGAGAUGCAGGAGUGAGUAGGGAUGGGGAUUCAGUGUUUAGCUUUGAAACUGGGUUUUCACUUUGAUGCUUAUGUAAUGACGGGUUUGAUUUCAUUAUAUUCCAAAUGUGGGCAGAUCAAUACGGCGAGGUCAUUGUUCAGGCGUAUAAGUCAGCCGGAUUUGAUAGCUUACAAUGCAAUGAUUUCUGGGUUUACUGGCAACCACGAGGCCGAAUCUGCAGUGAAGCUUUUCAAAGAAAUACUUACUUCUAGUGAAAGAGUUGGGUCAAGCACUAUUGUGGGACUAAUUCCAGUGUCUUCUCCUUAUGGUCAUCUACAUCUUACUUGUAGUAUCCAGGGAUUUUGUGUAAAAUCUGCUAUUAUCUCAUCUCCGUCUGUUUCAACCGCCCUUACAACUGUGUACAAUAGACUCAACGAAGUAGAGUUGGCACGCCGACUAUUUGAUGAAUCACCAGAGAAAACUCUUGCUGCUUGGAAUGCUAUGAUAUCGGGCUAUACGCAUAGUGGUUUAACGGACAAGGCAAUUUCUCUUUUUCAGGAAAUGAUGACCGAAUUCACUCCAAAUCCUGUUACAAUCACAACUAUUCUUUCAGCUUGUGCCCAACUAGGAUCAUUAAGUUUCGGAAAAUGGGUCCAUGACUUGGUUAAAAGCAAAAGUCUUGAGCCAAACAUUUAUGUAUCAACUGCUCUAAUUGACAUGUACGCGAAGUGUGGGAACAUUUUGGAGGCUCGGCAAUUAUUUGACUCUAUGAGUGAAAAGAAUAUUGUCACUUGGAAUGCCAUGAUUUCUGGUUAUGGACUCCAUGGAUACGGGCUUGAGGCCAUUAAGCUUUUCCACGAGAUGUUGCAUUUAGGCUUCCAUCCAACUGGUGUCACUUUUCUUUCAGUCUUGUAUGCUUGCAGUCAUGCUGGUUUGGUAAGAGAAGGAGAUGAAAUUUUUCAUACGAUGGUCAAUAAUUAUCGGAUUGAGCCUAUAACUGAGCACUAUGCAUGCAUGGUGGACAUUCUUGGACGAGCAGGAAAAUUAGAAGAGGCUUUAGAGUUUAUAAGGAGAAUGCCAGUUGAGCCAGGUCCUGCUGUGUGGGGCACAUUGCUUGGUGCUUGUAUGAUUCACAAAAACAUGAACAUAGCUGACAUGGCUUCAAAGAAGCUAUUUGCAAUGGACUCAAAAAGUGUAGGGUACUAUGUUUUACUCUCUAAUAUGUACUCUGUUGAGAGGAAAUUUUCAAAGGCUGCUUCAGUACGAGAGGUUGUCAAGGAAAGAAAACUGGCAAAGACUCCAGGGUGUACCCUAAUUGAGGUUAAUGGGACCCCACAUGUCUUCGUAUCUGGUGAUAGGUCCCAUUCUCACGCAACAGCUAUCUAUGCAAUGCUUGAGAAGUUAACUGGAAAGAUGAGAGAGCAUGGAUAUUAUUCAGAGAUUGUCACUUCUUUGCAUGAUGUGGAAGAGGAAGAAAAGGAACUCAUGGUGAAUGUUCACAGUGAGAAGUUAGCCAUUGCUUUUGGUCUUAUUGCCACUGAGCCAAAUACUGAAAUCAGGAUCAUUAAGAAUCUUCGGGUUUGUUUAGAUUGUCAUACUGCAACCAAAUUUAUAUCAAAGAUCACAGAGAGAGUUAUUAUAGUAAGGGAUGCUAACAGAUUCCAUCAUUUUAAAGACGGAGUUUGUUCUUGUGGGGACUACUGGUGAAGCAGAAUAAUUGUUCACCUCUUAAGCUCUGCAGGACGAGAGUGGCAUCUGGAUUCAUAUUCUUGUAUUUCUACAAUAUGGCCUUGAUUUACACAAUUAAAAGAGAAAGAACUAUCUUGAUGCUCGUCCUGACUCCUGAGUUCUGAGUUAUUGAUAUAAAAAUGAAAAAGUUACCAUGUUACGCCUUCUAUCCGGUUAUCAGGGGAUGUAACAAAUAAAUGAAGGCCAACUAAUUCAGCAACUGAUUCCACACUGCUUAACGUCUGGUCCUUUUGUUUUCAACACAAAAGGAUCAAUUCUUACCCAAAGCAAGGAGAAGAUAGAAGCCAAAAGCACUGACCAUAUGAUGACAAGGGUUGGUGUUCGGUUCUGUUUUCCCAUCAGACCUUUAAGGAAUGGGUAAAGGUGGACGAGAACCCAGAAGGAGAAGAAGAGUUUCCCAAGUAAUGCUCCCCAAGAAUGUCCACCACUGUUUAUGGCAUCUGUAAAUCCAGCUACAAUACCAACAAGGUUGAUGAUUAUGAUAGUGGUUGGAGGUAUUAGCAGCGCUGUCCAUCUAAAGGUGUACAAAUCAUGGAAUUCUCCAUCAUCUGGUACUUUUGAUACCACACCAAAGUUAAUAUCAACUUUAGACACACCCUUCAGAAAGUUUCUCACUAUUGCAAAGAGAUGUGUUGAGACGCUGCCUAUUACCCAGAAUUGUUCACUUCUCCACCAUUCCUCAAGACUAACUCCACUCCAUCUCAACUCAAGUAUGCUUGAUGCAAAGAUUGAGAUGAACAGUGCAAUAAAGAGAAGACUUGCAAAGGUGCUUAUCUGGACAAUGAAUAAACUGUGAAUUGUUUAAUUGGUAGACUAAUAAAUGAUAGAGCACAAUGGUGUCAUAUAAUUCAUGUAGCCGACCCCACCUAGUAGGAUAAGGCUUGUUGUUGUUAUUGUUGUUGUUUAAUUGGUAGACUAUGUGAAAAGACUUGUUUAGUAAAGUAGCAAAACUGAAGAAACUUUACAAAAAAACUAGGUUUUGUUUCUAGUUCAUAAUGUAUAGCCUACAGGGAAUGCAUUUUAAAUGAGUUCUCACCAUUAUAGAGAGCUUUACAUCAUGUAAUCCUCUAUGUUCAUUAAAAUGUAAUGGAAAUUCUUAAAGUUUU